UUCCACACACGCACAUCAUCACCAUCGAAGCAUCUCCCUCUCUCUACCCAAACCCUCUCUCGCUGCCAACAGCCUACCCUCAUGUCCAGUCGGCGAAUCCCCAAAAACUAGCCGUUUUGCUCGCCGGACUAUGACGUGUCCUUGGCCCCGACUUCCAAACCAUAGAAGCGAGCAAUUGGAGCUCGUUACUUCCCCUCCUUAGUUUUAUGCAUUUUAAAAGAACCCUUAGCUGAGAGGCCGAAAGAGAUAUAUACAUAUACCUAUAUAUACACACACUAUGUACGUGGUUCCUCCACCUCAGAGAUCCGAUCCGGAAUCCGGAUCCACUGAUUUACGUAUUUACCAAGCUUGGAAAGGCAGCAAUAUAUUUUUCCUUCAGGGAAGGUUCAUAUUUGGACCUGAUGUAAGAUCGCUGGGAUUUACCAUAUUCCUUAUUGUUGCUCCAGUUGCAGUUUUCUGUGUCUUUGUUGCCAGAAAACUGAUGAAUGAUUUUUCACAUCACUUGGGAAUAUCUAUAAUGGUUGUUGCUGUUGUGUUCACAGUAUAUGUAUUAGUUCUUCUGCUGCUGACCUCUGGAAGAGAUCCUGGUAUAAUUCCACGCAAUGCGCACCCUCCAGAGCCUGAAGGCUUUGAUGGGAGUGUAGAAGUUGGGGCAGGCCAAACUCCACAGUUGCGUUUACCUCGCAUUAAGGAAGUAGAGGUUAAUGGGAUGGCUGUAAAGAUAAAAUACUGUGAUACCUGCAUGCUUUAUAGACCUCCUCGCUGCUCGCACUGCUCAAUUUGCAAUAAUUGUGUGGAGCGAUUUGACCACCACUGCCCAUGGGUUGGGCAGUGUAUUGGGCUGCGAAAUUAUCGAUUCUUCUUCAUGUUCGUCUUCUCAACGACCCUUCUUUGUGUAUAUGUCUUUGCAUUCUGCUGGGUUUACAUCAGAAGGAUCAUGGGAGGAGAGCAGACCACCAUCUGGAAAGCAAUGGUCAAAACACCGGCCUCCAUUGUGCUAAUAGUUUACACUUUCAUAUGCAUGUGGUUUGUUGGUGGCCUUACUGCCUUCCAUUUAUAUCUCAUCAGCACGAAUCAGACCACUUACGAAAAUUUCAGAUAUCGAUAUGAUCGACGAAGUAAUCCUUAUAACAAAGGUGUGGUGGAGAACAUCAAGGAAAUAUUUUACACGAGCAUUGCCCCAUCCAAGAACAAUUUCAGAGCAAAGGUGCCGAGAGAAACUGGGUUACCUGCUAGGUCAGUGGGUGGGGGUUUUAUGAGUCCAAACAUGGGGAAAGCUGUGGAGGACAUUGAAAUGGGCAGGAAAACUGUGUGGGGAGACAUGGGUGCCGGGGUAGAUCAUUGCGAAGGGCAACUUGGAAACAAUGAACGCGUGAACAUAAAGGAUGGUGAAUUAGGUGAAAUCUCUUCAGAUGUAAGGAUGAUGGUAGAGGACCCAGGGGAGCGUUCCGCAAUACAUCCCCGGCGAUCCAGUUGGGGAAGGAAAAGUGGAAGCUGGGAAAUGUCACCUGAAGUUCUUGCUUUGGCAGCUAGGGUUGGGGAACCAAAUCGUAAUGGUGGGAGUAGCAGCGGUGGCUUGACAACCGAGAACCGACAUUCAUAGUCAAUGAGAGAUGGAUCAACUGGACUUAAAAAAAUGAAAUUGAAUUUGAUUUGGUUGGUAUGGAGUGGGCUCAUUGAGGUUUUCGCGAUUGGUCACUGAACUCGUGCGUUAAGAUUAUGUGCGAUAUGGGGGAACUUCGCUAGAUUUGGGGGGGUGGGUUGGUCAACUCUGGUUUGUCCUUUGUGAUUUUAGGAAGGAAUGGUGUGUUGUUGGUGUGAGUGAGCUUUCCGUCAGUCAUGAUUUUGUAAUACAUUUGUGGAGUUAGUUAGCAGCUAAUCGUAUUGCAUUUGUGGAA
Molecule: messenger RNA, 1898 nt
Organism: Juglans microcarpa x Juglans regia
Lineage: Eukaryota; Viridiplantae; Streptophyta; Magnoliopsida; Fagales; Juglandaceae
Product: probable protein S-acyltransferase 7
Exons: 5
Coding region: 278-1603 (441 amino acids)
Biological process (GO): peptidyl-L-cysteine S-palmitoylation; protein targeting to membrane
Cellular component (GO): Golgi apparatus; endoplasmic reticulum
Molecular function (GO): protein-cysteine S-palmitoyltransferase activity
Source: RefSeq, a predicted model, not a curated record